This is a messenger RNA of Clarias gariepinus (North African catfish), 2936 nucleotides long. It is a transcript of the gene rngtt, whose product is annotated as RNA guanylyltransferase and 5'-phosphatase. NCBI's taxonomy places the organism in Eukaryota, Metazoa, Chordata, Actinopteri, Siluriformes, Clariidae. The transcript is spliced from 16 exons. The record is from RefSeq and is a predicted model, not a curated record. Gene Ontology annotation, molecular function: mRNA guanylyltransferase activity; protein tyrosine/serine/threonine phosphatase activity; ATP binding. Bases 381 to 2171 code for a protein of 596 amino acids. Gene Ontology annotation, biological process: protein dephosphorylation; 7-methylguanosine mRNA capping.
ACUCGACAUUCGAAUCACCUGCGGUGUCGACUCGGUACCGACCUUCCGUUGUAGUCGAGAAUUCUUAUUAUUAUGGCUCCUUGAGCGAGUGAAUGAGUGAGUGAUUCCGCAUGGUGUUUGUUUAUUUCCUUGAGAAAGCACUGGUGUAUGAGUACAGGACAGAGCUGGAGACAUGGACCGGGGGCUGUAAGGAGGACACUGAGACGGCGGUGUGAGCUGUAGUUCAGAGCCCGAGCGGAGCGGAGCAGAGCAGCAGUAACAGCGGCAGCAGUAACAGCAGCCCCGGGGCUGGAGAGCUUAUCUCCGGAGGAGGCUUAACGCCAGGACAGACAGAGAGAUAGACACACACACACAGAGGAAGUUCUCUUGUAUCGGAGAGUAUGGCGCACGGAGGACCACCUCCUCGAUGGCUAAACUGUCCCAGGAGAGGACAACCUGUAGCUGGAAAAUUCCUACCAAUGAAAACCAUGUUGGGUUCCAAAUAUGAUGACAUGGUCCCAGAGGAGAACAGAUUCCACCCGAGUAUGCUGUCCAACUACCUUAAAAGUCUGAAGGUCAAGAUGGGCUUGCUGAUCGAUCUGACGAACACGGGACGUUUUUACGACCGAAUAGAUAUCGAAAAAGAAGGGAUCAAAUACAUUAAACUUCAGUGUAAAGGACACGGUGAGUGUCCCUCCAAAGAGACGAUGGAUACGUUCCUCAGGAUAUGCGAUAGCUUCAUACAGAAGAAUCCCACUGAACUCAUAGGUGUCCACUGCACUCACGGCUUUAAUCGGACAGGCUUUUUGAUCUGCACCUACCUGGUGGAGAAAAUGGACUGGAGCAUCGAAGCCGCAGUGGCAGCGUUUGCUUACGCUCGCUCUCCCGGCAUCUAUAAAGAAGACUAUCUGAAAGAGCUGUUCCGUCGUUUCGGCGAUGUGGACGACACUCCGGCCGCCCCGGAGCUUCCCGAUUGGUGUUUCGAAGACGGCAGUGACGACGCAGACGACGAUGGCAAUGUGAUCGCUCAGGACUCUGGACCAAGCUCGUCAGGAUCCAAUCCGGGCAAGAAGAAAAGAGAGAAGCUCAAACUGGGUGCCGUGUUCCUGGAGGGCGUGACGGUGAAAGGGGUGUCUCAGGUGACCACUCAGCCCAAACUGGGGCAGGUACAACGAAAGUGCCAGGAGUUCUGCGACUGGGAAAGGUCUGGCUUCCCUGGAGCUCAGCCUGUUUCCAUGGACAGGCGCAACAUUCAUCUGCUGGAGCAGAACGGCUACAAGGUCAGCUGGAAGGCAGACGGGACACGGUACAUGAUGCUGAUCAACGGCCGAAACGAGGUGUACAUGAUCGACAGGGACAACUCGGUCUUCCACGUCGCCAACCUGGAGUUCCCUUACCGGAAGGACAUGAGGACCCACCUGGCCGACACGCUACUUGAUGGGGAGAUGAUUAUUGACAAAGUGAACGGACAGCCAAUCCCACGCUAUCUCAUCUACGACAUCAUCAAAAUAACCGGCCAGCCAGUGGGUCAGUGCGACUUCAGCAGGCGGAUGCUGUGUAUAGAGAAGGAAAUCAUCUUCCCUCGCUCAGAGAAAAUAAAGAUGGGUCAAAUCGACAAGACCAAGGAGCCUUUCAGCGUCAGGAACAAGCCAUUCUUCGACCUUCAUGCAGCACGGAAGCUCCUUGAGGGCAGCUUCACCUCACAGGUCAGCCACGAAGUGGACGGCUUGAUCUUCCAGCCCAUCGGGAAAUAUAAGCCGGGGCGCUGCGAUGAAAUCCUGAAGUGGAAACCCCCCAGUCACAAUUCCGUAGACUUCCGACUGAAGAUCUCCAAAGUCGGAGGAGAAGGGUUGAUCCCUCAGACGGUGGGUCUGCUGUACGUCGGCAGCUACGACAUGCCCUUUGCUCAGAUGAAGGUGACGAAGGACCUGAAGCAGUACGAUAACAAGAUUAUCGAGUGCACGUUCAAAAAUAACACCUGGGUCUUUAUGAGGCAGAGAGUAGACAAGAGCUUCCCGAAUUCGUACGAUACAGCGAUGGCCGUGUGUAACAGCAUCCAGCAUCCCGUCACGAAGGAAAACCUCCUGGAGUUCCUGGACCGCUGCGCCCAAAGCCGCAAGCACCAUUCGGACCCGGACGCCCAGCUCAUGCCCCCUCCUCCUCCGAAAAGACCCAAUCACGGCUUACCGUAAAAACUUUUUUCUUUUUUUUUUUUUUUUUCUUUUUUUUGCAUCAAGUUGUUCUAGUGUAGCAAUUUAUUAUUAUUUUUUUUUAAAUAUACGUAUUUGGAACCCUGGCUCUUUCUACACUCUGAUGAGAAGACUUUCUGAGAUGCACAGUGACAUUACACAGCUUUAUGCUUCCUACUCAGACAGCAGAUGCUGCAUUUCUUUGAAACCUUUUGUCAUGUGGAGACUUUGUCUGGAAGCUGAGACAUGGUCAUAUUAAAAGAAAAAAAAAGAUAAAAGAAAUAUUAAAUAAAUGUUACAUUGACGUUUGGUUACCUCUCUUUGUAUUUAAUUUAAUGGGUUUUAAUCUAACUUUUUUAGCGUAGUGAUUUAAGGAAUUGCUGUUGUACUUUCCAGACUUUUAAUGCUAAUAUCCAGAUGACUGGAUCGAUUUGAUUUGGGUUUGUUUUGCGUAUUUAUCAUCCACAGAGACCAGCAAUCACUCGAAGUAACGUGUGCCGUAUUAAUUAUUAGAAAUAAAACAGGAUGUGCCAGAGGCAUGAGUUUUUUUUUUUUUUUUUUUUUUUUUUCAUGACUUCUGAUUUUCAGACCGGUUUCUUGCACUAAUGAUGUCAAACCUCUUUCUUUAAGCCAGUCGCGUUGUCAGAAUGAUCACGAUGGGCACUUUUUUCCUUUUUUUUUUUUGCUGAUUUGCUGUCACCAUACUGUGAAUAUGCUGUGCUUCUAUCUCAAGACUUGUAUAAUAAAUUCUAUAUGUAGCUGACGUGA